This is a messenger RNA of Adineta ricciae, 1302 nucleotides long. NCBI's taxonomy places the organism in Eukaryota, Metazoa, Rotifera, Eurotatoria, Adinetida, Adinetidae. The record is from the annotation of a GenBank genome assembly.
AUGCUUCUAUUAGUGUAUAUAAUUGUUUUGCAUGGCAAUGAAGACGAUAAUAGUUACAUAGAGAAUAUAGAUUCUGAUGCUGAUGCUGAUGUUGAUCCGAUGAAUAUGUUAACACCAUCAACUUUGGACGAAACAUUGGAUAGUUUCUACGUUGGUGAUACAUAUUUAUGUUCUACUUCACCGAAUAUAUUAACAAAUAGUAUUAUAAGAGAUAAUAUUUGUGAAUUUCAAUUAAAUUCAGAAGUAACCAAUUAUGCUAGUGGACGAUUAUUGAUUGGAGAGUUAAACGAAAAAAGACGUAUUAUCAGUGUUGAACUUAUCCCUUAUGACAUUAAUGGAAAUAAUGUCCUUGAUGAACUUAAUAAUCCGAUACGCUAUAUAUCCAGUGCUCAUAAUUUUGGACAUCUUCUGGAUUUAAUGCAUCCAGAAUAUGAAUUUGCUUAUAUGAAAUGUUAUUUAACAUUGCUACCAAAUUCUAAUUUUGUUCUGAAAGAUCUUUUUUUUCAUUUUACCAGUCAUCCAUUAAUGCCAUCUAAUGAGGUUUCUAAAGGAAUAAUAACGGGUGAAAGUUCAUUUUCAAUUGAUUCAAUCAGUCAAACUUAUCAUGUGUCAGUACAAUGUCCUUUGGGUUAUAUUUGUAACUGGUUAUUAGAUAACCAAACCAUGGAUGAACAACCAGACACUGAUUUCACGUUUAUUCUUCAUGAAAGACAUGUGGGUUAUCGAACUCUAUCUUACGUUGCAUUUUGUGGAAGUAUACGGCAAACUUUAGCAUCACUUGAUUUGAUUAUUUUACCAAGAAAUAUUAGUUCAGCUGAAUCAAGAUUGUCUACAACACCAACAACAACAACAAUGAUAACAACAUCACCACCACACCCACCAUCAGGAUCACCACCACCAUCAGGACCACCACCACCAUCAGGAUCACCACACCCACCAUCAGGAUCACCACACCCACCAUCAGGAUCACCACCACCAUCAGGACCACCACCACCACCAUCAGGAUCACCACACCCACCAUCAGGAUCACCACACCCACCAUCAGGAUCACCACCACCAUCAGGAUCACCACCACCACCAUCAGGAUCACCACACCCACCAUCAGGAUCACCACACCCACCAUCAGGAUCACCACCACCAUCAGGANUUGCAUUUCGUGGAAGUAUACGGCAAACUUUAGCAUCACUUGAUUUGAUUAUUUUACCAAGAAAUAUUAGUUCAGGUGAGACCACACUUAAAUCUACUCUUCACAUUUCGACAUAUUGUAAUCAACUUGAAUUCGUCAAAGUCAAUCUUGAAUGA